GUGUUUUGAUGCACCGCAAAUCGAAGGGAUACUGUUUUAAUUUAGUCAAGAGAAACUGGAAAAAACGGACAAAUACACUCUUAAUCUAAAAUGAUGCGAGCUUAUAAUUUACGUAAACAUUUUCUGUACUCAUAGAAAAUAAGCACUUCAUAUUAGUAGUAAGAUGAUUUAAGUUCUUUCAGUCCCCGUUUUCUUUUUUUCGACGUAAAUUAAAUUAUCGCUUUCACAUAAACCACUGGGUAUGUUGCGACGGAAGUAUUUCUACGAACUGUAAGAAACAGUGGAAUAUGGGACUUAUAGUUUAUCAUAUUAUCUUCAUGACGGGGAAAAUUGUUUGUCAAAAUCAUGACUUGUAUAGCAUACUUCAGCACCAAUCGUUUCCCAAUUGACAGUUCAUCAAAACAGGUGCCUUCCAGAGAGUACAUUUAAUGUUGUUUGUUUCAUCUAUGGUGGGAAUAUAAUCGUCGUGACGUUUUGCUAAGGGAAGUGGUAGUUACUGUAAAUUGUUAGCUGUGUUGAAAUUAUUUCAGCUGCAGACAACGAACAAAAAAAUAUGUUACGUAAUAAUUUCUAUUUGCGAUGUAAUUAUUACUCCGGCUUAUCCCUAAUGGAUGACAAGUGGUGUGCGACGUACAUAAAUAUCGAAGACUUAGGAGGUAUUUGCGAUUUGUAGAACAAGGAAAAUAGUUAUUUCUAGUAAAAAUGGGGGCAAAAGAUUCAAAACCCCUGUGUAUAACAUACGAAGAAGCAGCUAAGCGUGUGACAGAAGCAGAGCUGAAAAGACUGAAGGAGGCAUUUAAACGUGUUUCUACAGUACAUGGAUGCAUAACGAAGCAGUCUUUCGUAAAAGAUGUUUUGGGCGAUGGAGUACCGACUCAGAUAGCAGAGUACAUAUUUUCUGCAUGUGGCGGAACACAGAAAGGAAUCGUUUUUAAGGACCUGCUUUGUGGUCUUGUACUUUUAACUAGAGGAAAAGAUGAUGAGAAAUUGAAGUUUUUAUUUGGAUUGUACUCGAAUGAAUCAGGGAGUCACAUUUCUCGAGAUGACUUCUUGAGAUUGCUUCAAGCGACAGAGAGCAGUUUCAUUCCUGAAGCAGUCACUGGUCUGUUCUCAGAGAAAGAUCGUGUGUCAUACGAAGAAUUUCGGGACUGGCUUUUGUCAUGUCGUGAUGCGACCUCAUUGAGUCGUUGGUUGCUGUCGGAGCCAUGUACUGUUACUCUAAGCAAUGAACUGGAAACACCAACCUUCUACCAAACACUUGCUGGUGUUACUCAUUUGGAAGAGAGUGACAUCAUAGAGUUGGAGAAGCGCUACUGGCUCUUGAAGGGCCAGUCACGCACGGGGAAGCUUGACCUGGACACGCUGGUGCCUCUGGUCAGCCCCCCAGUGCCCUUGUCCGUCUGCGCCGGGGUCUUCGCUGCGUUCGAUGAGAACAGGGACAGCCACAUCGACUUCAAGGAAAUGGCGUGUGGUGUAUCUGCCGCGUGCAGGGGCCCUCUCACUGAGAGGCAAAAGUUUUGUUUUAAAGUUUUUGAUGGUGAUAGAGACGGUGUCCUCACAGAAGAAGAGUUACAGCACAUGAUUGAUGUACUACUGUUUGUACGCCGUGAAAAUAAAUCGUCUAAAGAACUCUCUCUAGAUCCGUAUGGUGAAGUUGAUGUGGAAAUGGUCAUGAAAGAUAUCAGGAGACACGCAACAAGUGAGAAAGGGUUGACAACGGAAGAAUAUUUAAUGUGGACUGUGGAGAACCCACUUCCAAUGGAUUUCUUAAAUUUGUUGUUUCAGGUAUGUCACAUUGUUUUGGGGCUACGCCCAGUAUCACGUGAAGAAGAGGGAGAAAUUGUGAAAGGCUGGCUGGAAAGAGAGAAGAGGCGUGGUUAUAGGGUGGGACAGUUCUGGUAUCUCAUUGCAAGUGACUGGUGGCGUUCCUGGGAAAAUUACGUCUCCUAUAAGCCAAGUGGUGAGAGUCCAAACAGCAGCAAUUCAGGAAGUUUGAGGAGAGGUGUCAGUACAGGCCGUUUAUCAGGACGACGACCAAACCAGCAGUUGAUUGAAGAUGCUGUCGAUGCCACCACUGAAGCAACAGAUUCUCUUAAUUCUACAAGGCUGUCCACAACUUCCCUAGCAGCCCAAGAAACAUCCAGGUCAUCAAGUGUCGCAUCAAGCCCGAGUCAGUCACCUCGUCAGCCACGAAAGGCGACAAGCUCCUUCAGCGGUUCUCCAUCUCCACCGGGGCCGAUUGACAACACAAACCUUGUGUCAACUCCGGCCUACAAGGUGGCCACACCGCUGACUGGAGAGGGUGGAAAGCUAAAAAGGAGUCCCGAACUUGUGCACCCGCGUGAUUUUGAACUUGUUCCAGACUCUUUGUGGAAGGCCCUUUCACAAUGGUAUGGAGGCUCACCACCACUUCCAAGACAGGUGAUUCUUCCAAAGAAUGGUGAGAAAGAGGAACUGGAGCUGUUUCCACUAAACCUUAGGCUGUUACGGCACCAGUCGCCACCUGCAAGAGCCCCACAGGCUUCCUGGUCUGGCAUGGUUGGGGGCUAUGGUGCUGCUGCCCUCAGUUCCACAGGUUAUGCCUACGUUUCCAAUUUCCCCACACCACCUAAGCGACAAUUAGCAUAUGUGGCAGCGUUCAGCCGCAUGGCUACGAUUAAGCAAGUCUACGACUUCUUGUGUGCUCGUCUCAGGAUAAGACCAGAGGACAUGAGGUUAUGGCAUUAUAGGGACGAGAACAACAUGCUUCUUAUUGAGGAUGAAGAACCUACUUUGGAGGAUUUGGGUAUAAUGGACGAAGACCAGCUUUUGAUUGAAGUCAGGAACAAAGACCUUACUUGGCCUGAAGAAAUGGGAUCACUGGCAAAUCAUUUACAGGACAAGCGUAAACCAUCUGUCCCAGCUGAAAGAGGAGCGACUGGUCUCAACAACUUGGGUAAUACAUGCUUCAUGAAUGCUGCAUUGCAGUGUGUGAGCAACACAAGGGCUCUGACUCAGUAUUUCACAAGUAACAUGCACCUUUAUGAACUUAACAGAGCAAAUCCUCUAGGGAUGAAGGGUCAUAUUGCUAAGAGAUAUGGGGAUUUGAUCCAUGACAUUUGGAGUGGAACUGCAAAAACGAUAGCACCUCUGAAGCUCAGGUGGACAAUAGGAAAGUAUGCACCACGUUUCAAUGGUUUUCAGCAGCAUGAUUCACAAGAGCUGUUGGCCUUUCUUCUCGAUGGGUUACAUGAAGAUCUUAAUAGGGUGCAUGAUAGACCUUAUGUAGAGCUCAAAGACAGUGAUGGAAGACCUGAUGUCAUAGUGGCACAAGAGGCCUGGGAAAACCAUAUUCUUCGGAACAAGUCGAUUAUAGUGGACCUGUUUCAUGGCCAACUCAAGUCUAAAGUGACAUGUAAAGUGUGUGGCCAUGAGAGUGUGAGGUUUGAUCCAUUUAACUACCUCUCAUUACCACUGCCUAUGGAGAGCUACAUCCAUGUGCAGGUUAUUGUAAUGCGAUUGGAUGGAUCCGUUCCUGUAAAAUAUGGCCUAAGAUUGAACAUGGAUGAGAAAUACAGCAGCAUAAAGGCAGCAUUGUCACCAUUGUGUGGCAUACCAGCUCACUUAUUAAGACUGGCAGAAGUAACUGCUGCGCAAAUAAAGACUGUACCACCAGACGAUCAAAAGAUAAAAACUUUGGUCGGUGGUUGCCUUUAUGCUUAUGAGCUUCCUGAGAUUGGUUCAUUAUUUGGAGAGGAAGAAAGACUUUCGAUUUGCUCACAACGCUCUAACAGAGAUGGACAAACAUUUGUUGCAAUCCAGCGGUCUGUACAACCACGCCCACCACCACUGGGUUCAGGUGGUGUUACAAGCAGCCCAGUGCUUCGGGCCAGUGUGGAAUGUGAUCCGCACUCUCUUACAUGUAAUAAUAGACCAGUUGUAGACGACGGCAGUUCAAGCAAUCCGAAUCCAAACGCGGAGCAACUCCAGACUGGCUCGUCAUCCCAUCGGCUGAGUGGAAGCAGUGGGAGCAAUGGCAGCCUGCCACCGGAGGAGAUAGCGGCGAUAGCUGCGCGCCAGUCGAGUGGGCACAGCAGUGCCAGCUCCGGCAGCCUGGCUGGCCUCAGUGACACAGACGUGUGCAGCCCGCAGGGCUUUAUCGUCGCACUCCAUCGAAAAAUGAUUCGACAAGAUGUAUAUUUCCUGUCAUCACAAAAGACAAAACCCAGCCUCUUUGGGUUACCAAUAAUUGUACCGUGUUCAGAAACAACAACUCACCAAGAUCUCUACCACGCAGUUUUGGUGCAGGUUGCACGGCUUGUUUCACCGCUACCACCAUCUGAGACAGCAGCACCAAACCAUGCUCAAGACUGUGACGACAGCCUAGGUUAUGAAUUCCCAUUUGUAUUGAAAGCAGUUCAGCGAGAUGGUAUGCAGUGUGCUCUGUGCCCGUGGUACAGAUUUUGCCGCGGCUGUCGCAUACCAUGCUCUGAAGCUGAAUUCAACUUCAGAUGUACACACCUUGCCAUUGAUUGGGAUCCAACAGCUCUACACCUGCGUUAUCAGACAUCCCAGGAAAGGGUUUUUGUGGAACACGAAAGUGUUCCAUUGACACGGCAACAGCAGUCAGAGCCAAUUGAUCUGGAUUUUUGCUUGGAGGCCUUCACAAAAGAAGAGCAUCUUGGGGAAGAUGAAAAGUAUUAUUGCUCAAAAUGUGGCCAACAUCAGUUGGCAAGCAAAAAGCUUCAGAUAUGGAGGCUACCUCCAAUACUGAUUGUUCAUCUGAAAAGGUUCCAGUUUGUUAAUGGGAAGUGGGUAAAGUCCCAGAAGGUUGUGAAUUUUCCAUUCAGGAAUUUUGAUCCAACAGCCUACCUUGCUUCGGUACCUAAACAGACGGUCAUCAGACACAAAGAACUAAAGGGGGAAUAUGCUGAAAAGGAGCAAAACUCCGAAAAGGAUGACAGUAACAUCGAAUCCAACAUCAUGUCACUGACUGAUGAGUCUGAAGUGCAAAAUCAUGGUGAUAUACUAUCACAUUUAAUUCAGAACCAUAGGGAGAUAGUUGACAACAAUUUAAAUAUAUCAAAACCAAAAUUAGAGGCUGAACUAAAUACUCAUAACAGUGCCAAAGGAAAUGGACAUAUUCCCAAUGGUGAUCUGACGCUACCAUUGAAUUCACGUGAAAGACUGGUGUCGACAUCACUCGUCAAAACUCCUGUGGUAGAUUGUGCCCUACAAGAUUUCCACCAACAUCGGCUUACUGAUGGCAGCGACCCAUUUGAUUUAAAGUACAAUUUGUAUGCUGUAGUGUCACAUUCAGGCAUCCUAGGAGGUGGCCAUUAUGUGUCAUAUGCAUGCAAUCCAAAUGGACGGUGGUACUGCUACAAUGACAGCAGUUGUAAGGAGGUGAGUGAGUCUCAAAUGGACACCAGCUCAGCCUAUAUGUUGUUCUACGAGCGAGAGGGGUUGGACCAGCAGCAGUACAUGCCCAGUGUUGUCGGCAAGGCACCCGACACACGUGAUCUCGAUGAUGAGUUUGAUUCGGAUCUUAAGAAACUCUGCUGCCUAAUUUUUUCAGAAUGAAGUUGGGUCAGCAAGUCAUUCUCCGGGAAUGCAAAUUUUGUCAUUGGUGGAUCAUCAUCUAUUAGUAACCCCUUUCACAGGACCAUCAAUACAGUUAAAGUUCAUAACAAUGAAUAUGUUACUACCCUGUGCUGCAUUGUGUGUUUUCUGGUGCACUUUUAAUAUAUUUUAUUAUGCCUGUAGUAUUGUUUUUAGUGCCAUUUCCAUACACAUUUCAUAUUGUUUCUUUUUUAUAGGAAAAUGUCUGGAAGAAAUUUUUAUAUGAUCAUUAUUUACCUUUCCACAUAAAAUUUAGUCCUCAGUUUCUUGCUGUUUCUUCUGUAAGACAAACAACUCAUUAUGAUCUUUAGUCAAUAGCAUUAUUCCCAGCAGAAUGUAGCUGUAUUUUCCAUUAACCAUGUAGUUAAAGCAACACUAGUCAGUAAAUGUUAUUAUGAACAUAUUAAUUCACAAAAACUACAUUAUUUCUGUACCUUGUGAGCCCUUUCAGAAGUCUGAAGAAAUAAGUUGUGUGUUAUUCUUUUAAUUAUGUAUGGAAAAAUAUUAAUUUAACAAUUGACAUGUGCAAGUCAUUUAGAUGUCUCAUACAAGUUUAUAAAUGUGUGUUGUAUAUAAAAUUGUUACACAUUUCACUGUUAUGUAAAUGAUGAUGAUAAAAAUAAUAAUAAUAAUAAUAGUUAUAGUAGUACUGCUAAUGUUCUGCCUUGAUAUUGCACACCUGUGUUAGAUAUUGAUGAGAGAUUAUUAAUACAGAAGAUAAAAUGAAGAUAAUAUGUGCGGAUAAAAAUACCAGGGAGCAAUUCAGCCUAAUUGUUGAUUUUUGCGAAAUAUAUAUGAAUUCCAGAGAUUACACUAUUGGUGAGAAUUUAAAGAAAAUUUUUUGUUAAUGUAAAGAAUACGUUUAUUGCAUCUUUAUACAUAAUUUGUAAAUAUACAGAGAUAUUAUUGUUUUAUCAUAUAUCAGUGUGUGAGCUUUAAUAGAAAAUAAAGUGUUGCCUUAUUGUUUAGUGUGUAGGUGUGGCAGUAUUAUGCCAGCUGUGAAAAUGUAAAUUAGCAGAUGACGAGUGAGUGUGAGUGAGUGAGUAUGUCUCCCAUAUUCAUUUUCGUGAAAAAGGUGUAUUUUCGUAGUAAACUAUUACAAGUAUUAUUAAUUGAAUAAAUUGAAUGAAAACUAUAUAAUUUAAAUGUAUGUUUGAUAGUUUUUAAGCUUUAAUGGUGUUUUUGAAAGAAGAUGAAUCAGACAUUAUUUUAUCUGUUGAGAUAGAAAUAAAAAUAUGUAUAGCCACUUUCUGAAUAGAAAUUCAUUCUUUAGUAUGGCUAUUUUCAGUGAGCAUUGUUAUCUCCUCUUAGAAUACAUGUAAUAAUGAUUAUGAUGUUGUAUAUUCUGUAGUUUUUAAAGUGCCCCUUCUGAGUUGAACCACUACAGAUGGUAAGUAACUCAUGUAACAAUUAGGCUGGAUAAUAAAAAUUUAAGAUGAGAGAAGAGCCAGUCGCUGCAAAAUAUUUGCCUCCACUUUUAUGUGUGUAAAUGGACCACCUCCAUAGCAGAGUGGUCAGCUUUACCGAAUGCCAUGUAGAGGACCCAGGAUCAAUUUCCGGUACUGCCAGGGAUGUUUCUUCAGUGGGAGGACUGGAAUGGGAUCGCAGCCUCGUAAUGCAUCCAUGAACUAAGUGACUGAGCAGCAGCAGCAGCAGCUUCUGCUCACAAAAACUAACCAUGGCCGGGAGAGUUUUGUGCUGAUCCCACACUCCCCGUACCACAUCCAAUUAUGCCACUGGCAGAGGAUGAUGUGGCGGUCGUUCAGUACCGAUGGGUCUGCGAGGGCCUAUGGAUAGAGUUUACAUUAUGCGCUGAAUUAGUGUGAAAAUAAUGCACAACCUUUUUUUUUGGUAAACUUAAAUCAUUGUGGCUCACACAAUUAUACAUUUGUUAAUAUCUGCCACUCGUGUUAAUAGUUGAAAUGUCAUCCUGUCUUUCUCAUGGCUGAAAUUUUACAGACUUGAAAAAUGAUCUUUUAAUGUUAUCACACAGAGUUCCACACACUGAAUUUGUUCUGAAAGUAUCUGUGUAGUUUAUGAUGUGUCUGCAUUAAACAAAACUUUGUUUCCCUUUUUUUUAAUAUUGCUUUCUAUAUUUGAUAUGGGUAAGAUGUUAGACAUUCUGCAUCAAGAAAAAUUAUUGAUUUCCAGGACUUAAUUGUCUAAUACUUUUCAGAUUAAAUAUCUAAUGGUUAUUCUGGCUCUACAGUCCAUUCUCAUGAAACACUGAUUUUGUGCAGUAAAACCUGCAUGUUUUGUGCAGAUGGAUUGAAAAAGGAAGGUCUGGCCUCUGGGAAGCUGCAGUAUGAAUAGUUUUGGUAUCAUCAUCAUCAUCAUCAUCAUCAUCAUCAUCAUCAUCAUCAUCUGGUUGGUGCAGUAAAGUCAUACUGGAUAACUAUGGCAAAUAGCUGACAACUCAGCUUUUGAAGAGAGUAAGGAGCAAACAACUAAGUGGGCAACAGCGUGUUGUUCUUUUGAAGAACAGUAACAGUUCAAUUUAACUGUCAUAGGUAGGCUUGCUGGCCUAGUGUGGGUAGCCAAUCAUCUGCACUCAUUACAGUUAGCUGAUUAGACUAAAUUAUCCCGACUGUAUGAUGAUUAUCCUGAUGUUAUAAAAAAUAGUCACUAGGAAAAAAGUAGUCAUAUUGCAGCUUUUGGGCACCUGUGUCUUCCUUUUUCAAAUACUCAGAAAAGUUGAUAGUAGCAGUUGCACAGAGGAAUAAAUUCCUAUUCAAAUAACUACUGGCAAUGUUUUUAUUUCUAUCUGUAUACGAAAAUACAUAGUUCACCAUCCCCAUCAAUGUAUUUACAGAUGUUAUCCUGUAUGCUAUACUCUUUAAUAAAGUAUAUGCCAUCUUCAGAAAAUGAAUAUGACACUGGAAAAGCUCGUUACAUUUUCUUCUGACUGACAAUUACAUUUUGUACAAUGCUUAAUUAUUGUACAGUAGUGCAGCAUUCUAGCGAGAUACAUUCCCUUUAUAAUUCAAAUUUGUUUGUAAAAAAACCCUAAGUAUUGACAAUUAGAAAUGAACUGUAGAAAAUGUAUGUUGCAUUCCAUAUGCACAUGUAAGUAUUUUAAAGUGUAUUUUAUACAGUUUGAGUUAUCAUUCAUUAAGAUAUUACUUUCAAAUCUGUGACUGUGCUUGGAUAUAUCCUUAAUAUUUUGUAUCAAGAAAUGUUUUUAAAUGUGCAGGGACGGAAUUGUUUCAAACUUAAAACUAAUAUAUAUUGUGAUAUCGACUAGAAACCUUAAUUCGUGUUUAGCGUCUCCUAGUCUUAUGCUAUAAUAUUUUCUGGAACUUGUCAAAAUAGGGAAUAUAUUCAUCUAUUGGAUUACAGGCAUGAUAUAUUAUUCAAUGAUUUUAUGGCUUUUGUAGAAAGAUUAUAUCAUUUUGAAAUUGUUAAAUCUACUGCAGUCAAAGAAUGAUAAUCCAGAAAUGGAAAUGGUCAUACCUGUAUAUACUAUAUUACUUCCUGUGUUACUUGUUAUCAGAUUUAUGUAUACCUGUUGAUUGAAUAGAAUGCAUAGUAAACAGGAAAUGAUUUGUGCCAUUGUCAGGGAGGAGUAGCUAUGCACCUCCCUUUCAUUACAGUAUUCCUGAAAAUAUUCAGUUAAUAAAAGAUGAAAUAAAAUUGAA
Molecule: messenger RNA, 9239 nt
Organism: Schistocerca gregaria
Lineage: Eukaryota; Metazoa; Arthropoda; Insecta; Orthoptera; Acrididae
Gene: Usp32
Product: ubiquitin carboxyl-terminal hydrolase 32
Exons: 31
Coding region: 703-5562 (1619 amino acids)
Biological process (GO): protein deubiquitination
Cellular component (GO): Golgi apparatus
Molecular function (GO): calcium ion binding; cysteine-type deubiquitinase activity
Source: RefSeq, a predicted model, not a curated record